CUGUUGCCCGUUGACGAGCUUAGGAAUUAGGAUUAAGGUGUCAAGAGUCAACUCUAGCAGGCAUGGUUUCCUAGAGAGAGGUCUUCGUUGCUGCCUAUCGUUCUUGUGUGUCCUAAAAAAUUCGAGUGGAGAGGGAAGAACCAGUAGCGCUAGCGCAAGCAGAUUGUGGUUGGCGGCCAUGGAGACCGCGGUGCUGAGCGCCGUGCUCAGAACGCUGGGGCCGAAGCUCUACGCGUUCCUCCGUGACGGGCACGACCUGUUGCGGCGGGACCUGGAGCGCGACGUCCACUACAUCCGGAACGAGCUCGCCAUGAUCGCCGCCGCGAUCGAGGAGCACGACCGCCGCCCGCCGCCCGCCGCAGGCGACGUGCGGAGCGCCUGGAUCCGCGGCGUGCGCGACCUGGCCUGCGACAUGGAGGACUGCGUCGACCGCUUCGUGCACCGCGCCACCGGCCACGGCCUGGCCUCCAUGGGCGCCCGCGCCAAGUUCGCCGCCGUGAUCCAGGAGCUCAGGAGGAAAUCCGAGGAGCUGUCCCGCCUCAGAGCCAGUUACGCCGCCGCCGCCGGCGAGCCCAGCUGCUGGGUGGCUACAGGAUCAUCCGCGUUGACCCUGCCGGCGUCGUCGUCUGAGGCGCACACCCUUGCAUCUGACAUCGUGGGGAUGGACGGGCCCCGGGACGAGAUUCUUGAGCUGAUAGGGGAAACCCAGGGCCAGCUCAAGGUGAUCUCCAUUGUUGGGUUUGGUGGGUUAGGGAAGACGCUUCUUGCCAGGCAAAUCUACGAGAGCGACGCCGUCGCCGCGCAAUUCCAUCCACGGAUUUGGGUUCGUGCCGCGGGGAAGAACGCAGAGGAUGUCCUCAUGGACAUUCUCCAGCAGCUGGGGAUGCCGGUACAUCACUGCCAUGCCAGCAAUCUCGUUGUAAAUCUCAGAAAUUGCCUUGAAUCCAAGAGGUUCUUUGUUGUAAUUGACGACAUGCAGAGGGAAUAUUGGAACAGCUCUUUCAGAAAUGCCUUUCCUUCUGAUACGGGACUGAGCAGCAUUGUGAUCGUAACGACGGCCAUCCAGUCCAUAGCAAAUGCCUGCAGCUCUCGCAACAGCCAUGUGUACGUGAUGAGAACCCUGAAUGAGGAACACUCAAGACAGCUAUUCUUGAAAGAAGCAUCAUGGAAAGAUUACCCACCAGGUUCAGAAGCAAUCCUGAAGAAAUGUGAUGGUCUGCCGCUUGCUCUCGUCACAACAGCCCAAUUCUUGCAAAGCAGAUGUCAGCAGCAGCCUCUGGGAUGCGCAAAGCUGUGCGACAACCUGGGUAAGCAUCUUGUGACAGAAGACACCUUAGCAAGAAUGAAGCGUGUGCUUGUUCACCAUUACAGCAGCCUCCCUGGCCAUGUCAUCAAGGCCUGCUUGCUCUACCUGGGAAUUUUCCCCAGUGGUCAUCCUGUCAGGAGAAAAACUCUGAUAAGGAGAUGGUCAGCUGAAGGAUUCGUGGGAGCAGACCAUCACCGGAGCUCUCUAGAUGUCGCCAUCGACAGCUUCGAGGAGCUCGUUAACCGGAGCAUCAUCCAGCCUGUUGAUGUGAGCAGCAACACUGAGGUGAAGACCUGCCAAACUCACGGUAUGAUGCUUGAGUUCAUCCUGCACAAAUCCAUAUGUGACAACUUCAUCACAUUUCUGUACGGUCAGGCUCGCCUGCCUGACAAGAUCCGUUGCGUUUCCAUACAACAGAACAGUGGUAGUAAGACCAGAGUGGAUUCAGACAUUGAUCUGUCCCUUGUCCGGUCUCUGACGAUCUUCGGAAAAGCGCACAAGUCUUUCCUGAAUUUCUCCAGGUAUAAACUUCUCCGGGUUUUGGAUCUCGAAGAGUGUGAUGAAUUGGAGGACGAGCAUCUGAAGAAGAUAUGCAAGCGGUUGCUUCUCAAGUACCUAAGCCUCGGCCGUGGAAUUACAGUGCUUCCAAAGGAGAUCGCAAAGCUGAAAUUUCUUGAGACGCUCGAUUUACGGCGAACGGUGAUUAAGUUUCUUCCCAUACAAGUGCUCGAGCUGCCAUGUCUGAUUCAUCUGUUUGGAGUGUUCAAGAUCCAAGAUGCUGACCAGCAAAUGAGGAAGCUCAAAUCCUUCCUGACGGAGAAAAGCAAGUUGGAGACACUGGCCGGAUUUGUCACCGAUAGGUGCCAAACAUUUCCUCAGCUCAUGAAACAUAUGACCAACUUGGCAAAGGUGAAAAUAUGGUGCGAGAACACCGCAGAUGCCAGCAGCAGCAGCAACUCUGAUGUUCACCUGUCAGAGGCCAUUCAGGAGUUCAUCCAGAGAGGCACAGAUGUGAACGAUGUCCGAUCACUCUCUCUCGAUGUCGGCGAAUGCUCCCAAGAAUUUCUCAACUUCUCUUUAGGAGAUUCAUGCUACCUAAGCUCCCUGAAGCUGAAAGGAAACAAGAUAUGCAGGUUGCCACCGUUCGUCACCUCGCUGGCCGUUCUCACUGAUCUGUGCCUCUCAUCCUCUGAUCGCCUCAGCUCUGAUGUUCUUGCGGCCCUGAGCAACGUCCGCGCGCUGCGUUACCUGAAGCUGAUCGCGCGUCACCUGGACAGGUUCGUGAUCGAACGCGGCGAUCUGCAGAGCCUGCGACGCCUGCACAUCGUGGUGGUGUCCAUGACGACGAUGAGCAAGCAGCAGCCAGAGAUCCAGGAGGGAGCCCUGCCGAAUCUGGAGUCGUUCCAUCUCCUCUGCAAGGAUCUGGAUGGCCCCUGCGGCCAUGGAGGCAUCAGGAUCGACUCCCUCGGGCUCGGGUGCCUCAGGGAGAUUGUUCUUGACGACGGAGUUCGUGAGACGGCGAAGGAGCAGUGGAAGGACGCGGCGAGGCGGCACCCGAAGCGGCCCAAGGUGGUGUUCGUCGGAGCGGGAGACGUCGUCGAUCGGCGGCGGGUGGGUGCUGCUGCUGCUGCCGCGCCUGCAGCAGGAGAGAGCAAUUCUGCGAUGGCACCGGCGGCGGUGGCUUCGGUGGUGGCCGCCGGCGACGUCAAGAGGCCGGCUAGGGAGGAAUCCGAUAUCUCCGCCGCGCUGGCGAGCCUUCCGGCGAAGAUGGCGAGGCUGCUCGGCGCUGCGAGCAUCCACCAGAGUAGUGGGACUCAGGGCGAGCUGUCCUGCGGCGGGAACGGAGCAUCACAGCGCCAUUUCAGCUAGACAGAGAUACAGAGAGCAUAGCGUGGUAACGGGUAACUAUCUCUGUUACCUCUGUUCCAUAUUACAUGUCGUUUUUAGUUAUAUUCUAAGUUGAACUUGUAUAGUUUUGAUCGAGUUACAUAUAAAAGUAAAUACUACUCCACUAUAAGAGCAGGUACAAUAGCAAAUUAUAAGCUAGCUAUACACAUAUUUUAAGAAGAUAAAAUAGGGGAGAGAAAAGCAGUCGGCUACAUAUUUGUAGCCAGCUAUAGUAUGGACUCUGAGACACAUUGUGUGUGUAUGAUAGAUGAGACCAGAUUUAAUAGGGUAGUAUGUAACUGUUGUAUGAAUUAGCUAUUAAAUUAACUAUAGAUGAUUUAAAGCUAUUAGUUGGCUAUACUAUUAAACUUGCUCUAAAACAUGUUAAUUAAAAUCCACUAUAAAACAUGUUGUUCUGAUAGUGUAUUUAUUUAGUAUUGGAGAUGUUAAUUAUUUUUUACUGUAUAAAUUUGCUCUUAAAAAUAAAUUUGACCGAGUAUAAUACUAGAACACCUCCCGUUGUGGAACUAAACCUCCAAUUAAUGUAAGCAUCUAGGAAGAAGAAUCUUUAUUUCUUUAAUUCAGCUUCACAAGAGAAAGUUACACUCAACCUGAGUACCUGACGUUUUAUCUGCGCUUCCGCAACGUCUUAUUUGCUCACGGAUUACAUAUGACUGCAAGUACAUACACAUUUCCAAUUAUUAGGCAACAGUAAUUACUCACUAAUUGGCCUUGGUUAGGCUUAUUUACGUGUUCUAAUUGGUGAUAACUAGAGACAUAUUUAAUUAUUAGUCAUUAUUUCUAGCUUUUGAGAGAGAUGAUCCCAUUCUGGAUAUUCCACUGCAUGCUCCAGUGGUUGUUGACGUUCUUGUAAGUCCAAUAGGCCCAUCCGAAGGUAGCUCGUCCAUAAACAUCUAGCUGGGCUUGUGCAAACCUCUGAUAAUCCUGGUUAGAUGCUCCCUGCACAUUC
Molecule: messenger RNA, 4163 nt
Organism: Oryza sativa Japonica Group (Japanese rice)
Lineage: Eukaryota; Viridiplantae; Streptophyta; Magnoliopsida; Poales; Poaceae
Product: disease resistance protein RGA4-like
Biological process (GO): defense response to other organism
Molecular function (GO): ADP binding
Source: RefSeq, a predicted model, not a curated record